Molecule: messenger RNA, 4381 nt
Organism: Poeciliopsis prolifica (blackstripe livebearer)
Lineage: Eukaryota; Metazoa; Chordata; Actinopteri; Cyprinodontiformes; Poeciliidae
Product: NACHT, LRR and PYD domains-containing protein 4C-like
Biological process (GO): regulation of apoptotic process
Molecular function (GO): protein binding
Source: RefSeq, a predicted model, not a curated record
CUGAGCUGCUGCCAACGACUGCUUCUCUCUCAAUAUGUUCAGAUUUUGAAACUGAAGGAUUCACAUGUUGAUGGAAUGAAAAUCAUCCGAGCAGAGUGGAGAAAGACCUGCAGACAUGGAACACGACAAACUAAUGGACAUCAUUAAACAAAAUCUUAAAGCCAAUCUUCAGAAAAAAAUGAGCUGGACAUACGAGGGAACUUCAGAGAGUCGGACCAAACUCCAGGAUGUUUACACAAAGCUCUUCAUUGUGCAACAGGCUGACCAACAAGGCUGCAUCCAACAUGAGAUUCUGCAUCACUUCAAGCUCCCUGAUGACAAGUCACCAUAUAUGGAGUCAGACUAUGAGCAGAUCAACAGUCUGGACAUUUUUAAACCAGGAAAAAGGCGUUUCCAACAACCAUCAACACAAUGUAAAGAAAUCCAAAGAGUGAUGACAAAAGGCAUUGCUGGUAUCGGGAAAACCUUUGCCGUCCAAAACUUUUCUCUAAACUGGGCAGAGGGCAAAUCCAAUCAGCACAUUGAUUUAAUCUUCGUCCUCCCCUUCAGAGAGCUGAACAUGAUUAAAGAUGGGGAACACAGUCUGCUGCAGCUCCUCCUUUACUUCUAUCCUGAGCUCAAACCACUCAAAGAUGCAAAACAGCUAAUUAACGAGAAAAUUCUGUUCAUCCUUGAUGGCCUGGAUGAAAACCGAUAUCCACUGGACUUUAAAGAAGCCAUGAGUACGAGUGAUAUCAAUCAGAAAACAAGACUUGAUGUGCUGCUGAUCAACCUGAUCAGAGGCAGUUUACUGCAUGAUGCUUUGCUGUGGAUUACAUCCAGACCUGCUGCAGCCUCCCAGAUUCCCUGGAAAUACAUUGACCAGGUGACAGAAGUGCAGGGAUUCACAGACCAAGAAAAGAACAACUACUUCCGAAAGAGACUGAGUUCUGUCCAGAAGGCUGAAGAACUGCUGUCGGCUCUCAGAGGGAUGAUAAGCUUCCACUUAAUGGGACAUAUCCCUGUCUUCUGUUGGAUUAUUGCUGAGGUAUUUAAGAAGGGAUGGAGUGACCGAAGAAUCACCACAAUGACUGAGUUGUACAUCUAUUACAUCCUGAUCCAAACCAAAAGAACAACACAGAAAUAUGAGUCAAAGAGUUCCAGGAAAGAAUCCCAAAAGAGAGUUUCAAAUCUUCAUAGCACUGGUUUACUGUUGAAACUAUCCAAACUGGCCUUUGAGCAGCUUCAUAAAGGAAACAUAUUUUAUGAGGAAGACCUCACAGAGUGUGGCAUUGAUGCUGAUGACGCUUCUUUGUUUUGUGGGCUUUGCUCAGAAAUCCUGAAGCAGGAAUUUGGUCUGUACCAGAAGAAGAUGUUCAGUUUUGUGCAUUUGAGCUUUCAGGAGUUUCUAUCUGCUUUUUACGUGUUGCACUGCUGCAAGACGAACAACCUUCAUCCUCUGAGGUCCUUCCUGGGAGUUGACCCUGCAGAUACGAGCUUCCUGGAGCUGCAGAAAAAGGUGGUAGAUAAAGCCUUGCAGAGUGAGAAGGGUCAGUUAGACCUGUUUCUCUGUUUCUUCCUUGGACUCUCACUGAGGUCAAAUCAAGAAAUGAUCCAAAGUUUGCUUCCCCAGACGGAGAGAAGCUCGGACACUACUGACAGUUUAAAAGCUUAUAUAAGGAAUUUUCAUGCCGAUAACAUCCCGACAGAGAGGUGCAUUAAUCUUUUCCUUUGCAAGUUUGAGCUCAAAGAAAGAGAAUUUCAGGAUGACGUUGGGAAGUACCUGAAAUUAGGAGUGAGGCUGUCAACCAUUGACUGCUCAGUGCUGUCAACCCUGCUGCAGAUGUCUGGUGAAGUGAUUGAAGAGCUCGAUCUGACCAGAUGCUGCAUAUUGGAUUCUGGGACUGAGAAGCUUCUCCAGCUAGUAGGAAACUGCAGGAAAGCCGUACUCAAGAGCAGACAUGUGCAAGACUUUAACCUCCACAUACUGCUGUCCGUUCUUCAGUCAGAAGAGUCAAGCUUACAGGAACUGUGUCUGCAUGGAACUCAUACCAUACAGACGCCGCUUCCUUUUGAGCUCUUUGUGGUGCUGGAGAGCCCUGUGUGCAAACUGCAGACCCUCAGAUUGUCUGGUUUCUCGCUGGACUUCAUGAGGCGUCGCCAACUUGCCACCGUGCUUCAGGUCGAACAAUCCAACUUGACAACUUUGGACCUGACAAACUGUACUUACAGUUAUGUUAAGAAUUACUCUGGAAAUUUGUCAGAACAUGAGAAGAAGGAAAAAUAUGAAGAUUUUAUUGACGAACCAUUGACUCUGAUUUCCACUGGAUUGAUUGGGCCUCUCUGUAAACUGAAGGACUUUGGGAUGAAGAGCUGUAAUCUGAGAAGUGGAUGCUGUCAGGUGUUUGCCGCGGCUCUCAGGUCCAACACCCAGCUGAGAAAACUGGAUCUGAGUAACAACCAGAUCCAGGAUCUGGGAGUGCAGCUGCUCUCCGGUGGACUGGGUGAUUCAAACUGUCGGUUGGAGUCUCUCAGGUUGUCAUGCUGUGGGAUCUCACAGGAAGGAUGUGCCUCUUUGGCCUCGGCUCUGAAGUCCAACCCUCUCUGUCUAACAGAGCUGGACGUGAGCUACAACCAUCCGGGACAGCUUGGAGUCAAGAUCCUGGAGAGACUGGAGGACCCGAAAUGCAGACUGGAGAAACUCAAUGUGGAGCAUAAUGAAGAGUACUGGAUCAACCCACAGCUUCUGAACAAAUACGCCUGCGAUUUGACCUUUGACAUCAAUACUGCCAAUAAAUACCUGAUCCUGUCUGAGAGUAACAGAACAGUUCGUUUGACGGAGGAAAAGCAGAAGUAUCCUGAUCCAGAAAGGUUUAAAUAUGAGGGUCAGGUGAUGUGCAGAGAAGCUCUGACUGGACGCCAUUACUGGGAGGUGGAGGGAACUUCAGUCAAAAACCUGGGCGUUGCCUUUCAGGAGGUUAAGAGGAAAGGAUGCAACUUUCAGAUGGACUGGAGCAAUAAGACGUGGAUGUUGCAUAACUAUUUACUGCAUGGCUUCACGUUUCGCCACGGACAUCAGGAGGUCUACGUUCCGAUCACAUUUAUUGAUGACCAAGGAUUCGUGGCCCGACCCCGACCCAUGAGAGUUGGACUGUUUCUGGACUGGCCAGCUGGGAUUCUGUGUUUUUACUGGCUGUCUGGUGACACAAGAACUCUGCUUCACACCUUCCACUCAACGUUCACGGAGCCUGUUUACCCAGCGUUCACUGUUCAGGCCUUUUCUUUGACUCUGCUGCCUGCUGACAAACUGGAAACAGAACAUGUUCCUGUGAGCUUCACACCUGAGGUGAGCAGAGAGAGGAUCGGCGUCUCUUACAGCUUCCAGUUUCCUGGUUCAGGUCUGUUCCGAUGUUCUCUGACUGGUCUGGUGUUCGGAGUGACCCGGGAGGCGAAGCUGACCUACAAGACUCAAAUCUGGGAUGAGAAGCUGCUUCAGACAGCGAACAAACUGCCAGGCGGACCUUUGUUCAGCAUCGAAUGUCGUCAGGACUGUAUCAGAGAGCUGCAGCUGCCACACUGUCAGCCUGAAGCAGCCCUGCUGCCUGCCUGCCUCUCGGUCGGCCACAUCACUGAUGAUGGGAUGAGCGUCGUUCCGUCACUGAGGGUCACAGAAACCCACGUGGUGGUGAGCGUCUCGCAGCUUUCUGGCUUCGGCGUCGUGUUGGACCGGAUCAAGAGGUUCCUGACCAAGCCGAUUCGGGGCCAAGUUCUGCUGUUCCUGAGACGGCUGCAGCGACCGCUCAGCAUCCUCAGUGUGAUUCUGCUGCCCAGCAACGUUCCUCUGCAGGAUGUGAAAGAGCAGCACAACGGCUCCAAGUUCAUCCAGGCUCCAUCCUUCUGCUCCUUCCACAAAGGGAAAACCUACCGCCUCCACAGCGACCCGGCGGGCCUCGCCAUCCAACCCAAAGCGGCUCAGUUCUUUGAGAACUACGGACCAAAUUACCACGCCACGUUUGAGAUCACGCUGCCGACGAGAACGGAGGACGUGACGGUGACGGUCCAGAGUCCGGAAGAGGAAAACGUCUGGGACUACGCCCUGCACCUGCCAGGUACGCAAACCAUCUGCCAGCUUAAUGGAGAGACUUCCUGCUAUGUUUCUGCUUCCUGUCGUCUCGUUUCUGUCUGCAGCCUCUCUGGACCAGCAGACCAAAGGCGACUGCGGCUUGCAGAAAGUUUGUCAGCGGGGGAGAAGCUGAGAAGCGUCCGGCCGGACUUCAUCGAUCACGUGUCCAACCCGGUUCUGGACAAGCUGCUGGACGAGCUGCAGCACUGCAGGGUGAUAUCAGACGCUGAGGCGGACCAGAUCAGAACCAAACCAGAGCAGAAAAAGCCCGAGAGAUGA